GCAACAGUGACGGAAGCAGUGGAUCUUGUACUGCUGCGUUGAUAAAUGUGUGUCACAAUACGGUUGAUCGUUUAACUCGGCAGUCGGCUGUACACGAAGGACAAACAAUACACGCUGCUAUAAUUGUUGGUCGUUGUUUUACCGUCGGAUUAAUGCCUAUGGGCUACCGGCUUUAUUUUAUAAAUAGGUGACAUCACUUUCAAAUACAUAUUAAACAUAAUGACUAAUCAAGUAGAUCGAGUGGUUUUAAUAACAAAGUCUAAGACUCCCACGUCAACUGUACUUGUAGUCGAACGCCAAGCCGACAACAACAAUGAGCACAAUGAAAAAAACGAAUAUCUGGCUGGCGGAGAACACAGUGGCAUCGUGAUCAGCAAAAUUGGGAAAUACGAUGUUCAAGACGAAACACCUGAGGACACGUCGGUGCAGUUCUGCGUGUUUCUGGUUAAUGGUCAAACGGGAUUACACACCAAAGAAAGACGUACCAUACGAUUUUGGUGUAAUGGAGAUAGAACGGUGGAUGCCUCGGCAGUGGCGUCUCAAUUCUUUCAAGACUUAGUGUUACCAGAUCAAUUUCCUCUUGAUUAUGUUGGUUUCGUAAAAAGAUUACUGACUUUAAUGCACAAAGGCUACAAAUGUGUAUCGAAACUCGAAAUCGAAUUAAAGGAGCUGGAACGAACGGCAGUAAGACCUGUAAAUCAAGUUUCUGUCGAAGGCUCGAAAUUAAAUGUGGAUAUAUCACAGACUAAAUUACGUGAAUUGAUCGAAUCUUCAUAUCCUAACCCACUAACUAUUGACGAUAUUAACAAAAAACACGGAUGGAAGAACUCAGACAUAAAGGACAAUUUAGAAAAACUACAACAGUCUGGAAUCGUUAAGCCUGUCGACGGAGGCUACACCAGAGUCGUCCUCCACGACAAGAUUGUAGAACAAAUGCCUGUCAUUCAAUAUAAUCGGCAACCAACUGUUGCCAUUAUCACAGCGGAGUAUUGCGAAAAAGUAGCCGUUGAUAUUUUAAUCGAAAACAAAGAAACAUUUGUACGAUACACCACUGUUGGAGAAUCGAAUGUUUACACAAUAGGAAAAAUGGGAAACCACAGUGUAGUUUGUACCAAACUCCCCGCAUUGGGUUUAAGCAGAGAAGCCACAACGGCAGCUGGAAAUGCAAUUACUCGCUUAUUAGGAACAUUUCAAAAAGUCGAACAUGUCUUUGUAUGCGGUGCUGGUGGUGGUGUACCACAUUAUACAAAUUACGACAAGCAUGUAAAACUAGGAGACGUAGUCGUUUCUCAUUGUGGAAACAACCAAAAAGCCGUUUAUACAUACUGCAAAAAUGUCUCAAAUGAAAACGGAGACAUGAAAUUCCAUUGUCAUCAAUAUAGUCCAAAAAUAUUCGAUUUACAAAUAGCUGCGAUGAAAUUACAAACGGAAGUAAAAUCGAUCGACAAAAAACCAUUAUGGGAUAUAUACUUAAGCGAAGGUUUGAAUAAGAUUGAAAAACAAAAAACCGAUAGUGAAUCCGAUUUUAAUCGCCCGCCGGCAGAUUCAGAUAAACUUCAAAUGUACAUCGGAGGAACAGAACUAAUUGAAAUUACUCAUCCCGUUUGCAAUGAUAAGGACAAUAAUUUAGGCACAAGAAUACACGUAGGUCCCAUUGGUGGUGGUCUAAGUGCUAUAUCCAAUGCGUUUAUAAGACAAAAAUUUGCUGCCGAGUACAAGUUACUGGCUAUGGAUUCAGAAUUUGACUCCGUUAUGGGAUCACUAAUGGGAAACUAUUGUCAUUCUUAUGCUAUUGUCAGAGGAAUUUCUGAUUAUAAAGAUGGAUCAGUAAAAAACAAGUGGCAACCUUAUGCCUCUUUGGCUGCAGCAUCUGUUAUUAAAGCAAUAUUAUCAAUAACCAAUGUAUAAGCUAAAUAAAAUUGGUUAUAUUCUCAAAUAAUCAUAAAUAAGCUUAUUUUUGAAGACAUUCUAUUUUAAAAAUAUUUGUUUUAUUAUAUUGGUUUGUUGUUCCAAGUAAAAUAUAAUUUGUGAUUUAGAUAAUUCAAACUAUUUUUACAAAUCUGAAUACAUUAAGAAAGUCGGUUAUUCAUAUUAGUAUAAAAUAUUAUUUAUUAUUAUUUUAUUUUUAUAUAGUUAAAAUUGUAUAACUUAUAAUUUUAUUCACAUAGCCGUGCAUCAUGAUUUUGAAAUAUUUAUCAUAAACAUUAGUUUAAUUUAAGAUUUUCUUUUAUUAAAUGUUUAGUAUUUAACACUUUGUUCCUAUAUGUAUAUUUGAAAGUAUUUAACUAUUUAUAACACUGAACAUCAAAUCUAACUUUAUAUUUUCAUAUUUUAUUUGAAUAUAGAAUAUAUAAAAAUAUAUUAUAUAUAUUAUAUAAUAAAUAUUAGAAUAAAUUGUAAAACAAUAAAAAAUUGUAUGAUUUAAAUUUGGAUUUAGCAAUGCAAAAUAAAAUUUAAAAAAAUCAACAUUUAGACACUGAAUGUUUUUUACCGUUAUUUAUAAUUGUAUUUAUUUAUUAAAAAUACUAUAGAGUAUAGAUAGCUCAAUAGCUGGUUUUUCGGUGGCACAAAAUAUUUACUGCCGGUAUCUACAAGAUGAAAAACCACUCGGUGUGCAAUCUAUAGUAUUUAUAAUCAAAUCAAUGCUGUAAUGCAUAUUUAAGAAUUUUUGUAAAUGUUUAAAUUGUAAUACUUGUAAAAAAUGUUGAUCAUGAAUAUUUAUAUGUUACGAGUAUAUUUCAAUAAAAAAAAAUAGUUUA
Metopolophium dirhodum (rose-grain aphid) is the source of this 2759-nucleotide messenger RNA. RefSeq lists its product as uncharacterized. The record is from RefSeq and is a predicted model, not a curated record. Gene Ontology annotation, biological process: nucleoside metabolic process. Gene Ontology annotation, molecular function: catalytic activity. The coding region runs from base 220 to 1908 and encodes 562 amino acids. NCBI's taxonomy places the organism in Eukaryota, Metazoa, Arthropoda, Insecta, Hemiptera, Aphididae. The transcript is spliced from 13 exons.